This is a messenger RNA of Aphis gossypii (cotton aphid), 1073 nucleotides long. It is a transcript of the gene Pop4, whose product is annotated as ribonuclease P protein subunit p29. Bases 298 to 978 code for a protein of 226 amino acids. Gene Ontology annotation, cellular component: ribonuclease MRP complex; ribonuclease P complex. Lineage: Eukaryota; Metazoa; Arthropoda; Insecta; Hemiptera; Aphididae. Gene Ontology annotation, molecular function: ribonuclease P RNA binding. The transcript is spliced from 5 exons. Gene Ontology annotation, biological process: tRNA 5'-leader removal; rRNA processing. The record is from RefSeq and is a predicted model, not a curated record.
CGCUGCGACCGGCGACGACGAGACGACGCGUCGUACUUAUUCUAUAGUCGUCGAAUUCGCUCCCGGCUCAUGCGCCCCCCAUCACGUAUAGUGCACUCUUAUCACUGACGGCAUAGCGGCGCCGGAAAUCAAAAUGCAGUGCGCUGACGACGAUCGCGAUGGUUGCUUCUCGGCGUCUUGAAUCGGUCGGAUCCAGCCGUAACGUUUGCGAACGAAUUUGAUCUUUGCUAAACGACCGGCAGAUGCCCGACGGUGGUUUGUGUUCAACACUUGUUUUUGGCUGAUUUUUAAAACAAUAUGUCUAACAUUUUAUACACUCCGCUGACACAAACGGCGUUCGAGUCUUCUGGUACUUCAAAUGUGGAAAAUCCAUUAACCGUAAAUCAAUUAACUCGUCAGUUGUUGCCGUUGAAGGUGACCAAUAAUGAAAUAGAUUCCGGACUUAAAAGGGUAUAUUGGUUGGGUAAUUACCAGCACAAGAAAAAACCAAAACCUGUUGAUAAAUGUAAACCGAAAAACCAAUUGAAACGACUAUUAGGAUUAAAUCAUCCACCUAAAGAUGUUUUAUCAUAUACUGAUGCAAUGAAAUUGAAUGAGCUCUGGACAUCAUAUAUGAAAAAAAUUGUUAAUUUUGACGAUCUCCGUAAAAGAGGAUGGGAUGGUACUCCAGGAUGUAAAUAUUGGGAACAAUUUAUGACUUCGCUGUACAAGUGUGAUUUUCAUGGUGCUCACAUCAAAGUGAUCAGUUCCAAAUGCUGUUCAUAUAUUUUGGUGGCGGGUGUUAUAAUUCUUGAAACAAAAAAUACUUUCCAAAUCAUAGGAGUCGAUAAUAAAUUAAAAAUUUUACCCAAAGAUCAAUGUGUUUUUGAAUUAGAACUUGAAGGAUAUCUCAUUCAGCUGUACGGUAAACAUUUUAUAGUUAGGUCAAAAGAUCGUUCUAAAAAGAAAAUUAAGGAUAAUCUUAUGUUAGAGCUGUAAACAUUUGACUAAAAAAAAGAAAUUAUUGUUGAAUAAUUUUUUUGAUGUUUUAAUUAAAUUUUUUUUUUUAUGUUAAUUAAAAUAUUUUUCUUAUA